UGGUUGGUGGUUUUUAUAAAAGAUUUUUUUUUAAGAUUCACAUUGUACAAGGAUAACUAGAGACGUCUUCCGCUGAUGCUCAAUACGUAAACGCACACACACACACACGCAUGCACAAACGCCCACAACCUACUCACACGCAUUAAUUAUUGUUGAUCAAUGUCAAUGUGCAGGUUUUGCUUUUGGCACAUGAGCAAAAUAAUUUUUUUCACAAGUCGUGCUGCAGGUCACACAUAUAUGGUUCACGCAUAUAUAAUUGCACGUUGCACGACUGACCGCUGAGUUUUGCGUUAAAGGCGCUGUGCGCGCUCCGCUCCGCUGUGAUGCCGCUGCUGCUGCAGGGGAGCCUCCGUCCACAGCCCGCAGUGCUGCGAGGUGAGCCGGCCCGAUUUGCCUCCUGACUGCCGCGUUUUCCCCCACAUCUAAUUCAAUUUGCAAGACCUCUGAGGACCAAAUUCAUCAAGGAGACCGACCUCGUUGCAGGCGGGACGCGGACCAGCUUGGCAGUGCGCGUCUUUGUACUGAGAUGGGGAAGGUGUUCAUCAAUUUCUGUGACGAUCUAUAUAGUUUCUGGAGAUGCAGAUGCCUGAGGAUGCCCUUUCACUGACUGGAUAGAGGCAGUUGGGUUGUAGGAUGCGGUACCUGAGGAAGACGGUGUUGCUUGCCAUUCUGGCGUCUGUGGUGCUGGUGCUCGCCCUCCUUCAUUCAUGGCCCACGCGAGCCUACACCACAGUGGAUGUGUGGCAGCGACCAGGUCCAAUGGUAGAGAGGCGUCUGGGGGAGAGGCUCCCAGAACCAGACCACCAAUUAGACAAAAUCCCCUUUCGUGUGAGGGAUAAUGUGGCAAGCUUGUUGGCACGUAAUGGGUGCCUAUGUGAGGGUGAGAGCGGAGGAGUGAACCUGCCCUUCGCCCAACUUUUAUUCCCGCGGGUGUCAGCUCACCCGCUGCACACUGCCUUCGAAGCCUCUGAGCUGGAGGAAAUAAAGAGGAGACGGGCCAAAGAGUACAAGAGUUUCCAGGAGAGGUCAGAGACACCUGCAGAUGUUCUCAUUGUAGCAGAGGCUAACAAUCCCUUACAGUAUCCAACACAGGGGGUGGACGUACGGCCCCUGAAAACAAUCAUGAUCCCAGGUUUGGCCUUACACGACCUUCCCAGAGACCAUCACUCAAUAAACAUCACUGCCACGCUGGGAACGCUGAAUGUAGCAGCAGAGGUAGAUGGGGUGAAAAUCAAAGGCGAGGGUGAGAUGCACAUGACUCUGUCGAGCAGCUUCCAGCCGAACCUGAACAGACAGCUGCAGUUUGUCACCUACACAAACACACUGUUUCACCCAAGCACAGCCGAUACAGUGCAGUUGGAGACAGAGGGGCAUCAAGCUGCUUUCACUAUCAAGAUCCGUCACGGUGUGACACCUAAACUGUACAACACAGGAUCCAAAGGAGACUACAAUGUCAGCGCCCUCGUUACCAUAGCUACGAAGACUUUCCUGCGCUAUGAUAAGCUUCAAGAUCUUAUCGACAGCGUCAGACGCUAUUACCCUGCUGUCACCAUAGUGAUUGCUGAUGACAGUGAAAAUCCCAAAGCCAUCUCUGGGCGUUACAUCGAACACUACAUCAUGCCUUUUGGAAAGGGUUGGUUUGCCGGACGGAACCUGGCUGUUUCCCAGGUGACGACCAAGUACGUGCUGUGGGUGGAUGAUGACUUUGUCUUCACAGCCAGCACCAAGCUGGAGAAGCUUGUGGAUGUUUUAGAGAGGACCACUCUGGAUCUGGUGGGGGGUGCAGUGCGGGAGGCCACAGGGUAUACUGCCACCUACAGACAGACCAUCUCCAUUGAGCCGGGGGAGGAGGAUGGUGACUGUUUACACAUGAGGAGAGGAUUUCAUCACGUCAUCCAAGGCUUCCCCAACUGUGUUGUCACUGACGGCGUCAUCAACUUUUUUCUGGCUCGCACCGACAAAGUCCAGCAGGUCGGUUUUGACCCGCGCCUCGCCAGGGUAGCUCACCUGGAGUUUUUCAUCGAUGGCCUGGGAUCCCUCCACGUGGGCUCUUGUGAUGAUGUCAUUGUCAAUCACGCCACCAAAAUCAAGCUUCCCUGGGUCAGCCAGUCGGAGAGCGACAAGACUUACGCCAAGUUUCGUUACCCGCCGGCCUCCUCUGAUGCCACACAUACAAAGAAUGGCCUACUGUACUUCAAAAACCGCUUUCAGUGUUUGACUCAUAAUUAACUGAUCUCUGGUUUGUCUAAGGUUGCUCCGCUCUCCCAGAGUGGCCACAUAAGUUCUCCACCACUGCGUCCCGUCAGAUACGAUUUCAGACAAACACUUCUGUUUGCCUUUCGUUGGAAUCCUUUAUAAUGUUGAUUCUGUCAGUGCACUGAUCAUUUUACAAUGAAAACAUCCAGAAGCCGGGCAUUACAGUUCAGGCAUGCUCCUGGAGUGGAAACAGUAGAAAGUCAGCUGUAGUAACAAGCAUAUUGUUCUGUUUACACGGUUAAAUCAUAGCCUAAUCUUGAUUGACUCAAGGUUAUAAACAGAUUCUGCUUUGUGUUUGUCAAAUCUUAUGUGGCUUUAUAUCCUCAAGUGGAUCCAACCCGGGAAAACUUGAAAGUCUGAGUCAAGUCAUUGUCAUCCUGUUCUCAUGUGAGUUGAGGGAUGUGUCCACCUUCACUUUGCACUAUUCAAAAAAUACAAACCACUGAGCUUGGAAAAGCAAUAGUGAGUCAGUCUGAGAACAAGGACUCACCACUAGCGAAUACAAAGGGAAGCUUAGCCGGAAGUGACAAUCCUGUGGACACUGAGCAUGGGUAUCAUCAAUGCUAUGUGAAAACCACAUUCAGAACAUUCUUGGUGUGGUAACUUCGCUUGUGACUGACUGGUCGUGCCAAAGGUGUGGCUGCUUUGUGUUAUGGUUUUGCUUAUCCCUUACCCACAAUCCUUUGUGUUAUUUGUAAGCGAUUAAUCAUGUCUGACGAAGAGAAACUUUCAGGCCCAUCUAUCUGGAGUCACACCUGGUGUUACUGGCUGCUGGGAACUGGGAGCUGCCUUGUUUUUUUGUGUUUUUUAUUCCGUCCGUCACUCAAGAAGAAACCAGGGAGGGGAGGAGCGUUUCUUUCCAGUGAAUGCCGUUGAAUAACACUGGGAGUGAUCGCAUCUUUACAUGCUGCCUAAAAGAAAAGUUGGAUGAACCAAAGUGCAUGUUUAAUUUCUGUCAUAUAAAACAAGAAAAGAUGGAAGAAUUGAUAAAGGUUUGAUGAUUAUUGGACAUUUUAAAAUGCGGUAUAAGUCAUUUGAGCAUGAGAAAUCAAAUUGAAGUGAUACCUGGUGAGAAAAGCAAAUUAAGCAAUGUGAGAGUGUGAAGCACCAACGCUUGAAAUCCUGUUUUUAUACUAACAGCUCCUCUGAUACACUCAUGCCUGAAGUGAUGACAGUGUUCUUUUAUACCAUGGCCUUAAGAUGGCGCCCUUGUGUCACGCUAUUGUUACUUAUUUUUCAUUAGCAAAGAGGUGCCAGAUAUUUAAAAAAUUAUUUUUUUUUAUGUUGAGAGGAAUAUUUUAAAGCUAACGGUUGUGAUAUUUUUGUCUGUUCUAGAUUUUUCUUUUUGUUCACCAACAUGUGAUGUGAUAUUGCUGCAGACAGGAGAGAAAAACUAACUUCAUCAGUGAAACUAUUGUGAAAAAUGGCUUUUGUGUAGUUAUGUGUUCAAACAAUGUGUCACAUGUUAGUAUCUGUAACAGUUCCAUAGCUUUUUUUUUAAACAGUGAUAAUUUAUUGUGUUAACUGAAAUUUAACUUGCCUGCUUCACCCAAAAACCACUAUUGUGAGUCUUCUGAUCAUAACAUAAUGAGCAUUUUUUAAUUUAUUUAUAUGUUGGCAUAUUAAAAUGUCGGUGAAAAAAUACUUUCAUUUUGAAAACAUUUGUGCAACAUUUGACCGUGACAUCCUCUCUCACAUUGGUUCAAACGAUUACAGUCAUUAUUUUGUGACUAAUAGUCACACAAGCAAAUUAAAGCAAAUAUAGUUUCAAAGGCUGUACUGUUAGUCAAAUUAUAAAAUUAUUGAGGGGGCAAAAGAAGCAGAACUAUGUCAUUUGUUUUCAACAACAAUUUUCUGGGAUACUUUUUACUCGUGAAUAAAGACUAAUUGAACUAUUA
Molecule: messenger RNA, 4154 nt
Organism: Scophthalmus maximus (turbot)
Lineage: Eukaryota; Metazoa; Chordata; Actinopteri; Pleuronectiformes; Scophthalmidae
Gene: b4galnt1b
Product: beta-1,4-N-acetyl-galactosaminyl transferase 1b
Exons: 12
Coding region: 634-2229 (531 amino acids)
Biological process (GO): ganglioside biosynthetic process
Cellular component (GO): Golgi membrane
Molecular function (GO): hexosyltransferase activity
Source: RefSeq, a predicted model, not a curated record